UGAGACUGCAACAACAUGACAUGACGACAGGGCGGGAGGGGAAUUAUUUGCGUUGGCGUUGAUGGCGUCGUCAUAGCUGCGGACUAGGAUCUCCUGUUGAUCUAGGGUUGGCUCAGAAUGCAGAACAGCCAAAUAAGCUGCCGCCAGACCAAAUCGGGGGGUACAGGCUAGGUAACCCACAUAGAUAUCUUCUCUAUAUUACAGUUGAAUACCCAAUACCCAGUAAAAGAUAUCAUCCUCUUAAAACACAUAAGACGAAGUGCUCAUUCCCCUUCUCUUUACCUGAGUUAAGAACAAACAAUCCUGCUAUUUAAAUACCACGUACAAUAUGGUAAAACUCGCCCCAGUCAACCCCCGCAACUACAUGCCCUCGCGGGCACACCCAGAACACCGCUCCCGGCGCAAGGAACUCGAAAAAGAGCACCCGUUCACGUGGAAAGAGCCGCUGGUGCUCGGCAUGAUCGGCAUCGGACUAGCCUGGAACAUCGAGAAGCAAGUCCAGAAGCGCGAAGAGCGGAAGGAGCGCGAGGAACCGCAAGGCCGAGAUAACAAUGAUCAUCAUCGUCGAAGAAGAAGAAGGGAUCAAGACGGCCGUGACGGUUCAUAUGAUCCUUCGAAUCAGGACGGCGAGAGCAUGAGGAGUAAGAGCAGCAGAGACAGCGAGGAUAGGCGGAGAAGCCAGCAUAGGAGCGGCGGCAGCGAUCAUAGCGUAGGGAAGGACACGGUGGACCUCGAGCGCAGUAGAAGAAGCAAUCGUGACCGCGUGCAAUCGGUUGAUAUGAGACGGCACGAGGACCCGAGGUAUAUCAACGAUGACCGGUAUUACGAGCAAUCUCGGUACGAUAGGGGGUACAAUGACGACGACCGGAAAGGAUGGGAUCGAGAGUACCGCGGCAGAAGAAGUCGUCGCGACUCCUGGUAAUAAUUAACGUUGUUAUUCUACGUAUACGACAUGUCCUCAUCGGCGCUUCUACGAAAUACGUUAUACUUCUCUCCUAUAUCAGCAUAGUUUUGCGAGGUCCGUCAAAGCAAAAGGGAUAGCAUACGGUCAACACUAUUAUUGAAAAAAAAAAAAAGGGAAAAGGAAAAGAGUCAAGAAACGCAAGACUCGAGCCCAGCAAUAUUGCGCAUCGCAACAAGAAUAAUACAUUCACACGCAAACCUACCAACAGUCAACCCAGCAAAAGAGAAACUCCUCAUCAAGGCCCAGC
Messenger RNA from Daldinia loculata, 1211 nucleotides. RefSeq lists its product as uncharacterized. The transcript is spliced from 2 exons. The coding region runs from base 329 to 922 and encodes 197 amino acids. Lineage: Eukaryota; Fungi; Ascomycota; Sordariomycetes; Xylariales; Hypoxylaceae. The record is from RefSeq and is a predicted model, not a curated record.